Messenger RNA from Dichomitus squalens LYAD-421 SS1, 2827 nucleotides. RefSeq names its product cyclophilin-like protein. Gene Ontology annotation, molecular function: peptidyl-prolyl cis-trans isomerase activity; RNA binding. Lineage: Eukaryota; Fungi; Basidiomycota; Agaricomycetes; Polyporales; Polyporaceae. The transcript has 5 exons. Bases 10 to 1356 code for a protein of 448 amino acids. Gene Ontology annotation, biological process: protein peptidyl-prolyl isomerization. Gene Ontology annotation, cellular component: nucleus. The record is from RefSeq and is a predicted model, not a curated record.
CCGACCACGAUGUCCGUCCUCUUUGAGACUUCUCUGGGCGACAUAGUCAUAGAUCUCGAGACGGAUGCAUGUCCAAAAACCUGCGAGAACUUUCUGAAGCUAUGUAAAGUGUACUACUACAACUUGAACGCGUUCUUCAACGUCUCGAAGGAUUUUCUGGCUCAGGUCGGUGAUCCCACAGCUACAGGCACUGGAGGCGAGUCCAUCUGGUCUUUGAUAGCCUCGCAAGGCGGCCCUUCCACCCCGCGUUACUUUACGCCCGAGUUCGUCCCUCGCCUCAAGCAUCGGCAACGCGGCACAGUGUCUAUGGCCGUAGCCCCAGCUGUUGGUGACGAACACAAGGGCGGCUGCGGAAGCCAAUUCUUCAUAACAAUUGGCGACAACAUCGAGUAUCUGGACGGAAAGCAUGCAGUCUUUGGGCACGUAGUCGAGGGUUUCGAGACCUUGGACAAGCUCAAUGAUGUGUUUGUGGAUCAGGAUGGGAGACCUCUGAAGGAUGUCAGGAUACGGCAUGUCGAAAUCCUCGAGGAUCCUUUCGAGGACCCCCCUGGUCUAGUAAUCCCAGAUUCCCCGCCCGUGAAGCCGCCAGACAACUCCACGCGCAUUGCAGAAGACGAGGACCCGUUAGAAACUAUGCCCGAAGACGAGGCGGAAGAGAUUCGGCGCAAAAAAGCAGCACAGGCAUCGGCCUUGACGCUGGAGAUGGUGGGAGACCUACCCUUCGCUAACGUCCGCCCGCCAGAGAACGUGUUGUUCGUCUGUAAAUUGAAUCCGGUGACAGGAGAUGAGGACUUGGAGCUCAUCUUCUCGCGUUUCGGCAAGAUCAUGAGCUGUCAAGUCAUCCGGGACAAGAAGACCGGAGAUUCGCUCCAGUACGCAUUCAUCGAGUUUGACAAGCGUGAAGAUGCGGAACAGGCAUACUUCAAAAUGCAAAAUGUGUUGGUUGAUGACCGCCGAAUCUGGGUUGAUUUCUCACAAUCCGUCGCGAGAUUCAACUCGCAAUGGUCAAACAACCCGAAGAUGGGCCCUCCUCUAGCUCGCGGUGGGCGAGGACGUGCCAGGGGCGGUUUCGGGGGACGCGAUGACCUUGAAGAGACACGGAGGUACCGAGAUCAGUCCUCGCGUGCAGGUAGCGACUACGGUAUGGUCUUUGACGUGCCUGACGGCGAGCGGCGGCAUCGCAAGACCCGUAGCCCGAGUCCGCGCCGUCGUGAGCGUUCAACAGAGCGCCCGCGCCGCUCGAGGUCGCCACGUCCACGCCGCCGAGAUGACGAUCCGGAGCGAGAUAGGCGCAGAAGAGGCAGUCGCGAUAGGCAACCCAAGGAUUCCAGGAAUCGAUACGAACACAGGCGCUGAGCUUUGGGCCAACAUAUGACUCCAAUUGGGCGUCGUUGUAGGCCCUCUGUACUCUGUACGUCUCAUGUAUUGCUGUUCCAGUUAGCUGCGCUCGCGCCCAGGGGCGUUGAUCAUGUAUAGCCGGUGGGCGGAGAGUGCGGUGUAACCAAUGAUCCCUCACAGCGUCAGCCUCUAGCCCAUCUCCACAGCCAGCCUCUUCUGUCUUCUGCGACUUCGCCGCCCUCUAUUACUUUGAAUAUAUAGGCUGCCCUCAUCUCCCGUAUCCACGUUUACGUGCUCACUCCUCUACGUGCUCAAUCCUCUACCACCAUGUCCUCCUGCCUCUUCCACUUUCGUGAUGCCGACCUUACUCUGCGCUCAGGCUCAUCGCAUGGAGAGUAUCACGGUCGCCAGAAGACGGUCGACUUUCACAUCCACCGUUGCGUCUUGUCAGCCGGAUCGCCCUUUUUCGAAGCCAUGCUGUCACUGCCACAACCUCCGAACACAGGCAACGAAGCCCUUCCUGUCGUCCCCUUCACCGAGAGCGCGGCGGUCCUGGAGAUCCUACUCGCCUACAUUUAUCCCACACCCGACCCAAUUGUGAACACGCUCGACGAGCUGGCGCCCGCACUCGAUGCAGCGCGGAAAUACGAUCUAGCCGUCGCAAUCGACGGGCUGCGAAGGCGGCUUGUCGACCCCGUGUUCCUGAAGAUGUACCCUUUGCGCGUCUAUGCGAUCGCGAGCCGCUUCGAGCUGGACGAGGAGGCCGCGGUCGCCGCGAAAGCGACACUAUCUACAGGCCUCCAUGGCCUUCCCUUACACGAGGAUCUGAAGAGCAUGACUGCCUAUGCGUAUCACCGCCUCUUCCUCCUCCACGAGCGCCAUGCGCGGGACGCGAUCGCCCUCCUCAGCCUUCCGGAUGAGAUCAAGUGCAUGCAAUGUAACGGGCGACGCGACAGGAUGCACGAGCCGCCGCUGUGGUGGGUGGAGUGGAAGGAGCGAGCACGGGAGGAGCUGCGACUGCGGCCGACGGCGGAGACCAUCUGCUCUCUUGGCUUCCUGCAACAGGCUGCCCAGGCGGGGGGCUGCGAGCGGUGCGCCGGGUGCAUUCUUGCUUCGUCGUGGUUCUUCGACCAGCUGCGGCGGGACAUUGACGCACUGCCGGUUGCCUUGUGAGGGAUAUGGGCGCGGAGGCUGAGGGGGACGGACAUGAACUGCUUCGAGUUCCCGCCGGACGCUGAUUUGGUGAUACCCCUUGGAAUAGCCCUCCAGAUUGGGAUGGAAUUGCUUCAUAUUAGGUGGAGUUUCAGCUCGAGGGUUCUCAUUGACUCGAUCUUACGUUACCAGCCAUAUGGCUACAUGUCUGGGAGAGUGGUAGCUGGAACAUGGGACAUCUGUGUGCCAUAUACAUAUCCCUACUCGGCCAGCCCGAGGGAAGGUGCCGGUUGUGGCCGUAUACUCUGAUCUGAUCUAAUCUAAUCGGUUGGAAGCU